UGUCUCGCGCCUGUUAAUUUCUGCUCACUCGGACCACCUCGUCGUCUGCUGUGAGAGCCCAUACACGCGCACACUUAAAGGCCUCUUCCCCCGUUUUUUUCCCUCUUCUUCCAAACAACCACAAACUACCAUGCGUGAAUGCAUCUCUAUCCAUGUCGGCCAGGCCGGCGUCCAGAUGGGGAACACCUGCUGGGAGCUCUACUGUCUGGAGCAUGGCAUCCAGCCGGACGGACAGAUGCCCGAGAAGAGUGAAAGAGGCAAUGACUCCUCCUUCACCACCUUCUUCAGUAACACCGGUUCAGGGAAAUAUGUCCCCAGAGCAGUCUUCGUUGACCUGGAGCCAACGGUCAUAGAUGAGGUGCGCACAGGAAUGUACCGCCAACUCUUUCACCCUGAGCAGCUGAUCUCAGGAAAAGAGGACGCAGCCAAUAACUACGCUCGUGGUCACUACACCAUCGGCAAAGAGCUGAUCGACUCCGUCCUGGACAGGAUCCGCAAACUGUCUGAGCAAUGCCGUGGUCUCCAAGGAUUCCUGGUCUUUCACUCUUUCGGUGGAGGCACUGGCUCCGGUUUCACAUCCUUGUUGAUGGAGAGACUCUCUGUUGACUUUGGCAAGAAGUCAAAACUCGAGUUUGCCAUCUACCCAGCACCACAGGUUUCGACUGCAGUUGUUGAACCUUACAACUCCAUCCUGACCACCCACACCACCCUGGAGCACUCCGACUGUGCCUUCAUGGUGGACAACGAGGCCAUCUACGACAUCUGCCGCAGAAACCUGGACAUCGGACGCCCAUCCUACACCAACCUCAACCGCCUAAUCAGCCAGAUUGUGUCUUCUAUCACGGCCUCGCUGCGUUUUGACGGAGCCCUGAACGUCGACCUGACAGAGUUUCAGACCAACUUGGUGCCCUACCCUCGUAUCCACUUCCCUCUUGCCACCUACGCCCCAGUCAUCUCCGCUGAGAAAGCCUACCACGAGCAGCUGUCUGUGGCUGACAUCACCAACUCCUGCUUUGAGCCGGCCAACCAGAUGGUGAAGUGCGACCCCCGUCACGGUAAAUACAUGGCCUGCUGUCUGCUGUACCGCGGCGAUGUGGUGCCCAAAGACGUGAACACCGCCAUCGCAGCCAUCAAGACCAAGCGCAGCAUCCAGUUCGUGGACUGGUGCCCCACUGGCUUCAAGGUCGGCAUCAACUAUCAGCCUCCGACUGUGGUUCCCGGUGGAGACCUGGCCCAGGUGCAGAGGGCCGUGUGCAUGCUGAGCAACACUACAGCCAUCGCUGAGGCUUGGGCCCGUCUGGACCACAAGUUUGACCUCAUGUACGCCAAGAGAGCCUUCGUCCACUGGUAUGUUGGAGAAGGCAUGGAAGAGGGCGAGUUCUCUGAGGCCAGAGAAGACAUGGCCGCUCUGGAGAAGGAUUACGAAGAGGUCGGCAUUGACUCAUUUGAAGAGGAGGAGGAUGAGGAAGGAGAAGAAUAUUAAACGGACUUUACUUGGUAAACAAAAUGUUUACUGAUUAUUGGCUGAUUAUUUAUCCUACCUACCUUAAGCUCAGAAGAUAUAUAUUUGUUGUGCCAUGAAAAUUAUUGCUUUUACAUUUUUUUUUUUGGGUGUAAAUUCAUUUGUUUUAUCAGAAAUCCAAAAAUGUUUUUGCACAUCUAACUUCCUUAGAUGCAAGUGCGUUGGAAGGUUGAAGAGUGUUUUUCAAAUAUGUUUUGGAGUGACCAAAACGAAUAAAUGGGGAUUUAUUUCUUCCCCCUCAAGCUUAAUCAGUGAACAUUCAUUGUUCAUAUGUUUUUCAUUUCUGCAAACCUGUAUUGUUGCACAAUAAAUCUCUCCCUCCACUUA
This is a messenger RNA of Solea senegalensis (Senegalese sole), 1849 nucleotides long. Its product is annotated as tubulin alpha chain-like. The record is from RefSeq and is a predicted model, not a curated record. Gene Ontology annotation, molecular function: GTP binding; structural constituent of cytoskeleton. Gene Ontology annotation, cellular component: cytoplasm; microtubule. NCBI's taxonomy places the organism in Eukaryota, Metazoa, Chordata, Actinopteri, Pleuronectiformes, Soleidae. Bases 131 to 1483 code for a protein of 450 amino acids. The transcript is spliced from 4 exons. Gene Ontology annotation, biological process: microtubule cytoskeleton organization; mitotic cell cycle.